This is a messenger RNA of Amoebophrya sp. A120, 1440 nucleotides long. Lineage: Eukaryota; Dinophyceae; Syndiniales; Amoebophryaceae. The record is from the annotation of a GenBank genome assembly.
AGGCACAGUACUCGAGCACGGGUCGCUUACGGUCUAUUGAAACCCUUAAGAAGUAGUUGACCCCCUCCCUGACCCUGGUUGCUGUAUUCAAGGUUGCUGUAUUCAACACCAAUAAUAAAACUACGUAGAGUUGUCCAACAGCUGUAUAUGCUGUUCCUUUAUUUACGUUGCGCUUGUCGAGUAGGUGCUAGGGUCCUACUCUUGAACCAAACAAGAAAAUAACAGUACGUGGCGAUAAGGAUGUUCAUGUUAAUGAAAUUGAUGAAAUUGAAACCGCCACUUCGCAACUUUUGGGUUUGGCCCCUUUUGGCAGUCAUGGAAGUUUUGAUUUGCUUUUUAUUUCUUGUGGAAAGCACCAGUGGCGCCAUUGGAUUUGGAACAAAUCUUCUUGCCGAGCACGGUCGUAGGUCCAUCAAAGAAUGGAAACCGCGGCACGAAGUUUCUCCGCAAGAGAAAAGAAAACACAGUACUUCUAGAGGUCAGCACAAGAGGCUUCUUCGACGACGUCGCCCGGGCAUUAACAAUGGUGCCGACAGUAGAGAGGGGGAUAGGAUUGAAUCCGCCAAGGUAGAACAACAAGCCGCGAUUGAUGGAGGCAUCUCCCAUGUAGCUGCUUUCCCAGCACGACAAGAACCUUCGUUAUCGAUGUCGAUGUUGCAGCAUCCUCGGAACGACUUGAACGAAGCCAUCAAGGAUCAUUAUGCAGUCGUCCCCGAUCAAGUUGCACAUGCACCUACCACAAUUUCAGGAUGGCGCUCUACUACGUCCUUUCUGUCUUCACGAUCGUCCUCGUCUGCAGGAGCUUUGUCUCUUUUAUCAGGAGUCGGGAAGCCGAGCGGUCAGCAGUGCUCCAAUUACCGCUUCUGCAGAGAAAAGUACUUCGACAGUCAUGGAAAGGACAAUGUUGUUGACCACAGAAAUCGUGCAGAAACAUGGUACAACCCCUCGUCCCCGCCCAGCAUGAUGUGCUGUCCAGGGAGGAUGAAUGUGAUGACUUCUACACCGAUUUUGAACAUCGACGAGCUCGAGGUCGAGGACCCCGACCCCGGAAGUAGAAGAGCGACGUUAUCGAAGAUGAACUCGAAUCACUUCCUGGGACUCGACUCGUGUUGUCUCCAAGGGACCACUGUCCUCGAGUCUGCUCAAGAAGAAGAAACCUCCAAGAGGACGACCAAGGGGCAUGGGAAAGGAGUCGUCUUUAGAGAGGGGACACGCAAGGAACUCAUCCAGUCGAAGUGGUCCAGCCCUUUGGACAGGCAGAUGAAUAUGGAGUUUUGGAAACAGCAACGAAACGCCGACGACCGCAUGAUCGCGUAUUUGAAGCGUACGGGGCAAGAUCAAGAUGCUGAACUGAUGCACACCAGCAGUAAGAAGAAAUUUAUGGAUCACGCCGACGAGGAGAAAUUGCAAAUUGAGCGCAAGGCUGGCGAUCAGCUGUGA